Molecule: messenger RNA, 4264 nt
Organism: Onychostoma macrolepis
Lineage: Eukaryota; Metazoa; Chordata; Actinopteri; Cypriniformes; Cyprinidae
Gene: syt13
Product: synaptotagmin XIII
Exons: 6
Coding region: 470-1732 (420 amino acids)
Biological process (GO): regulation of dopamine secretion; calcium-ion regulated exocytosis; regulation of calcium ion-dependent exocytosis
Molecular function (GO): syntaxin binding; phosphatidylserine binding; calcium-dependent phospholipid binding
Source: RefSeq, a predicted model, not a curated record
UUUUAAGAAUCUCUCUAUACUGUGAGUAUAUAUAUGAAGAUCUGCUACUGUACAGCACACCCAGUGUGUGAAGGUGAGUCCAUGCAGCUCUGACGUAAAGGCUGACGUACAGCCACUUUGGUGAUGAAGGGGGUGGGCUGCAGUGACAGACUUCUCCUUAUUGAGGAGGGGUUGCCAGCCAUCUAAGCUCCUCCCCUUUGAUUAUCUAUGUCUGUCUCUCGUUCCUUCUCUCUCUCCCUUUUGCUCUGUCUGCCAGGCUGAGUUGGUUUCAGACAGUGCAUCACAAACACACACACACAUACACGUGCCACUCUAUGUCUCUCGUAGCUCUCCACUCAUCUCCUCACUCCUCCUCAUCCUCUCUCAGCAUGGAGUCACAUCACUGAAGAGUGGAUUGUUCCUCCUGUUUUCUCCUCUUCUCUCCUCUGCACUUCAUUCGGUGUGUUUGGGUGUCUGUUUCAAGGUGGGAAUGCUGGUGUCUGCGACAGCGCUGUUGGGGGCUACGCUGGGUACCGUGUCUGGAGUGUUGACGCUGUGUGGUCUCUCCCUGCUUUGCAAGAGCUGUAAGAAGGGGAAACUUGAAAGAGGGGACGAGACUGACCUAGAGAAAGCCAAACCCAGUAUCCUGCAUACUCUGACACAGUUCAGUGUGCAGAAAUGCACAGAAUCCAUCCAGCCUCAAGCAUCUUUGAAGUUUCCUAAAAUCUACCGCCCCAAACCCUUUGUUACUUCUCAAGAGGUAAUAAACUACAAAGAACAUGGAGCUGCCAACGACACGUCUGCUGCUGAGCUCGACACCUGUAACCAGGCAACCGAACGUGAGGAGGUCUUCUCCCUCCCGCGGCAAGCUUCCACAGAUGAAACACCCUGCACAUCUGAGCAAACCGGUGCCAUGACGACAAGUAGCUCCAUCCUAUAUCCCAAACUGCACUUCUUCAUCAGCCUGCACAAAGAAAAUGGAGAGCUACACAUCAGCAUUGUAGAAGCGGAGAAUAUAUCAGUGGAGGCCGGAUGUGAGGGAUAUAUAUCAGGGUGUGUGAGCGUCUCUGAAGAGCAGAAGCACGCUCACACAGCCGUCCACAAGUUGGCAGCGCAUGUGCAGUGGGGAGAGGAGCUGGUGUUCGCUCUCCCCAUGGAGGGCACAGAAGACACAGACAGUCUAGAUGGAGAGGUGGCCCUCUCACUUCACUGCUGUGAUCGAUUCUCCCAUAAUUCCACUCUGGGCACGAUGCGCUUUAAGCUGGCUGAUAUAAGCAUGAUGUUGGACGCUGAUUGCUGGGUUGACUUGCAGCCACCCAAACAGGAAGUGGCAUCAUCAGCUGGAGAGCUACUAUUGUCACUCAGUUAUCUGCCAGCAGCCAAUAGACUUGGGGUGGUGGUAAUGAAGGCUAGAGGACUUCAGUCAGACAAACUGAAAGACAACAUAGAUUUAUCGGUGAAGCUGACCUUGAAACACCAAAAUGCCAAGCUGAAAAAGAAGCAGACACGGCGAGUGAAGCACAAGAUGAAUCCGGUAUGGAACGAAAUGAUGAUGUUGGAGCUGCCCAGUGAGCUAUUGGCUAAAUCCAGCGUGGAGUUAGAGGUACUGAACCUGGCCAGUCCCGGGACCCUGCUCCCUCUGGGCCGCUGCAUGCUGGGGCUCCACAGCUCAGGCACCGGCCUGCAGCACUGGAAACAGAUGCUAGAUAAUCCACGCAAGCAAAUUGCAAUGUGGCAUCCACUUUACACCUAAGAAUACAGGUUAAUAUUCUACAAAACACCACCUACACGCAAUGAUUGGUUAAACGUGGUUGGAGUUUUACGAUAGUACUCUAUACCUGUGUAAAAAUAUGUAGUACUCCAAUAUAAUAAUAUUUACCUAGAUAUAAUGAGUGAACCCAGUUGUUUUCGUUACGUAUUAUGAAACUAUUUUCUCUGAAGGUAAAAGCUGCGGGAGACAGGUCACAUACAGUACUAAUAUUGUUACACAGUAGUUUAGAGUAUUUUAAUGUAAGCAGUACUGAAUUUACCUUUGGUGUUGUUGUUAAUGUGUCUUCAAAUUACUCAAUGCUAUUUUACACUGGUCCAACUUGAAGCCAUCCUCAUCUUCUAACACUUGUCAGAUAUAAAAUAUGACUGAACAGCCCACUCAGUCAAUAUCAUAGUGACUGAUGGGAGAGAGAGGCAAACGGCUCAUAUCUGAUACACCAUAUUGUGUAAAGCCUGGCUGGAUCAGAUCAGAAGAAAGGUUAAACUACUGUAUCUAACUAGGUUUGGCAGAACAGAUGUCCCUCAUAACUCAUCAUAAAUGAACAAUCACAACAAAUAUUACGGUAAAACGAUCUUUGUCAGAUGAAGCCCUUGUAUGAUCCACAGGCAGAGCUUUUCUGUCAGUCUAUUGUGGUUGGGAACACUUAAUUAGAAAAACAUUCAAAUAUAAAUAAUUAUUUUUUUAAGUUCAAUAGCUAGCAGUUUUGGUUUUCCUGCUAUGAAGGCUUAUGGAUCCACUUAGUCACACUGUCACAGCUGGAAAGAUGGAGGCCUGCUCACUAACUGUAGAUUGUGGCUAGUACCUUUACAGCAGUAACACACUAAAUAAAUGUACAGGGUCUCAAUAGGGCAGCUUUUCUUCUCAAGAUGCAUGUAGACAGAAAAAAAAUGUAAAUCUACCACUGUCUUCUAAUUUAAAAAAUGUAAAUAUAUAUAAACAGCAGGAUAUGUAUACUAUAUAUGUGUAUUAGCAGGAUGAUGCCUGGCUCCAGGAAAGUUACUAUGGGCAGUUACUUUAUCAUCAUUAUACACUUGAGAGCAAUGGAGGAUGACACUCUCUACCAUUAUUGUACUUUAGGAUAUUUUGGAUGAAAAAAUUAAACUCUGAAUGAAAAUGAAUGAAAAUUACUCAGUUUGGAGACCUUUGAAAGCCUGUUUAAAAACAACAAUAAUAAUAAAGGUAACUGCAAAUUUGAUCUCACAGUUCAGACUUUGUAUCUUGCAAUUCUGAUUUUUUUUUCUCUCAUAACUUUGAGAAAUCGAAAUCUGAAUUGUGAGUAAAAACUACAGACACAGAACUGUGAGAUAUAAACAUUAACUUUGAAUUCUGAAAUUUUUACAAAAUUUUAUUUUUCCAAAUUUACAUCAGUUUAUAUCUUGCAAUUCUGAGUUUUUAUUAGAUCUCUCUGAUAAAAGAAACUUGCAAUUCUGAGAACUGCAAUUAUAAGUUAACAUUUUGCACUGCUGAUCUUUUUUCUUGCAGUUCUGUUAUAAACUCAAAAUUGUGAGAAAAGAAGUCAGAAUUGUGAGAUAAAGUUUAUUACCUUUUUUUAUUUGUUUAUUCUGUGGGAACAAUUAUAUAUAUAUAUAUAUAUAUAUAUAUAUAUAUAUAUAUAUAUAUAAUUUGUCAUUAAAGAUGUUGGUUCCAUGUAAAAUUACGGACUUUUUUAACCUAAAAGUAUGGACUUCAACCUAAGUUAUUAUAUGCUUCCUUCUUUCCAAUUCCAAGUCAAAUUGUAGCCAAACAAAACCAGCAAUGAUUUAUUCCAAAAAUGCAUUAGUGUUUCACCAGGAGUUCACAUUCUACACGUGACAUGCCAAAUGCCACUAAAAUCAAAUAUUGUGCAUCUAUCUGGGAAGGAAUGCAUAUUUUGUGCUAUAACCAACAGUAGUCAUUCAGUCAAAUGUCAAAUCUAAUCAAUCAGCUAGGCAAAUAAGUCACACAAGAUAUUCACUCAAGUAUUCGUUGUGUGUAUUUUAGUGUUAAUCUGUUAUGUGUGAAAUUAUUCAUCAGAAUUUAUUUUAAUUAUUUUUACUUUUUAAUAUCAUCAAAUUAAAAUCAAUGUUUUAAUUACUAAUAAUCCAGUUAAUUAUUAGAUCAUAAAAAGAUAUGUUUAUGUCACUAUUUUGAUACAUUUAGCUUUAAAUAUAUUUGUAUAGGGUAGCAGUUAAAAGCAGUGAAAUCCCUGUCUUGUGGGUAAAUACAUUAGAUAACAAUCUCAGUUUGCCCUUCAGUCAUGUUUGAAUAUUUACGGUGCAAUGGUUUCGAAUGAACAUCAUUUCUGUGCCUGAUACUUUUCCAGAGAGGGAUGACCAGUGGAAUGUUAAUCACUGCAAUCUGAUCCAUCUAUAGCCUAUGACUUACAGCAUAACACUCUUGAUUUCAUACUGAAAGAAAUGUAUUUUUAACCCACAGAUAUACUUGAAACAAAUAGCCGUGUGUUGAUGUGAAAUAAAUAUUCCUUUCUCAAAUGUGUUAUUUCUCACUUGUGUUUGUUUGAUGUCAGAGAUUUUA